AUGGUCAGGAUGUGUAGCGCCAGUUUCCUGAACAGGGACAUCAGCUGCAGGCGCCAUCUUUCCCCAGAAAGGGACAGGGUCACCAUCACCAGCCGGCUCCUUCAGAGCCAAUCACCAGCCGGCUCCUUCAGAGCCAAUCACCAGCCGGCUCCUUCAGAGCCAAUCACCAGCCGGCUCCUUCAGAGCCAAUCACCAGCCGGCUCCUUCAGAGCCAAUCACCAGCCGGCUCCUUCAGAGCCAAUCACCAGCCGGCUCCUUCAGAGCCAAUCACCAGCCGGCUCCUUCAAAGCCAAUCACCAGCCGGCUCCUUCAGAGCCAAUCACCAGCCGGCUUCUUCAGAGCCAAUCACCAGCCGGCUCCUUCAGAGCCAAUCACCAGCCGGCUCCUUCAGAGCCAAUCACCAGCCUGCUCCUUCAGAGCCGAUCACCAGCCGGCUCCUUCAAAGCCGAUCACCAGCCGGCUCCUUCAAAGCCGAUCACCAGCCGGCUCCUUCAAAGCCGAUCACCAGCCGGCUCCUUCAAAGCCGAUCACCAGCCGGAAAUCAAGUCAGAGAAGGAACACUCCAGAAAAGAGAAACAUCCAGACUUGUUACCAGGCGAGGUGGUGUUCUGCAGUGCCAGCACAGUGUUGAAGUACACUCAGGAUGACCUGUCACAGCGAGGCGUCUUCGGGGCGCUGCUCUGCACCAACUUUAGAGUGUCCUUUGUCAGCGACGAGGCGCCCGCUGAGGAGAUGGGCCAGCUCUUCAAGAAUAAACUCUACGGUGAAAAUGACAUCCCUCUUUCGUGUGUGGAUAACAUCUAUGGAGGUUAUGAAGACAAGAAGAAGCUGUUAACAGGAGGUCUGAUGAAGAACAAGUAUCCGUCUAAGAUCAUCAUCCACUGCAAAGACUUACGGGUGUUUCAGUUUUCUCUGACCUUCUCUAAAGAGGAAGAUGCCAAAAAGAUCUUCCAAGGGAUUAUCCACCACUGUCUGGAGCCGAAGUCCCUGAGAUGCCUCUUUGCUUUUUCCUACUGCGAGAACACCUCGUAUCCAGAGAUGCAGAGGAAAAAGCAGACGGUGAUGUUUGACUCUGUGGAGGACUGGACUCAGGACAUGAAGAGAACUAAAGGAAACUGCAGACUGGUCUCAGAGAACCGCAGCUUUGAGCUCUCUCCAAAGCUGCCUCAGUUUUUUAUUGUCCCAGCAAACGUCUCGGACGAGGACUUGACUAAGUACCAGGGAAAGGGAUUACCGAUGUGGUGCUGGUCUCAUCAUAGUGGCUGUGCCUUGUUUAAAACAGCCUCUCUACCCCUGCUACCAGAGGACAACGUUCCACAAACACACAUGGAGAAAAUGUUGACGGCUGUGGCUCACAACCACCUGUACUCAGUAAAGACAGAAGACCUGUCAGAGACACUUCCCACCGUACAGGACAUCCAGCUGUCUUACAACAAGUUCAAACAGUUCUUCCUCAUCGACAAUACAACAGAGUUUUGGAUGUCCGAUAUGAAGUGGUUCUCCUCACUUGACAACUGUGGAUGGCUGGACAUCAUCAGACAGUGCCUCCAGAAGGCUGUGGAGGUAGUUGAAUGCCUGGAGAAGGAAAACACAAAUGUUCUCAUUAUGGAGGAGGGCGGUUCGGACCUGUGCUGUGUGGUCUCCAGUCUGGUCCAGUUGAUGUUGGACCCCUACUACAGAACUCUUCUGGGCUUCCAGAGUCUGGUGCAGAAGGAGUGGGUGGUGGGAGGACAUGCCUUCCUGGAUCGCUCCAACCAUCUGCACCUCAAGGACAAGGUGGAGAGCCAGUCUCCAGUGUUCCUGCUCUUCCUGGAGUGUGUGUGGCAGCUUCAGCAGCAGCAUGGCCCAGCCUUCCAGUUCUCAGAGACCUACCUGACCGUGCUGUCGGACAGCGUCCAUGUUCCAGUCUUCACCACCUUCCUCUUCAACAAUGACAGCCACAGAGACAGCAUACUCAGGGCCGAGUCGCCCCACACACAAAGAGGCCCAUUGAACUGCCCUACAGUGUGGGACUGGUCGGUGCAGUUUGACUGCAAGGCACAGGAUCUCUUCACUAACCCUUUGUAUGCCGAGAAGCCCAAGCAGGACAAGUCUGUGAGGAAAUCACACAGGCCCAAGCACCUGCGCCAACUGUCCCUGCCCAGCUCGGCCUUCAAGACCCCCCCUAAGAAAGGCUUCUUUAAAGACGAGGCGGACAGCCUAAAGAAAAUCCUCCGUGUAAAGAGGAUCAGUCGCUGGAUGCUGUCUCCCUCAGACUCCCCUCAGACCUCCUCUUCAGCCAGGGAGUUCUACGAGGCAUGGCAGGCGAAACCUCUGGACUACCACGGUCUGCUUCUCCCCUGCCUGGACGGGCCCUCCAUACGUGUCUGGAUGCAGAGGUACCUGCGCUGGAUCCAUGACGUCCAGAUCCUAGGAGGGGGUCCAGUGGCCGUGCUGAGUAAAGUCUCUGAGAUACUGGGGGAGGUUCAGGAGCUGCAGAGAGAGCUGGACCGUCACGGCUGCACUCUAGCCUCCAACCACAAGGGGGCGAGGCCCAGGGCCAAGACAGCGGCGGAGAUCGCAUCCAGGUCUUCGGUGAGGCUGUCGUCGUCGUUCCCCUUCGUGACGUCGAGGAACUGGUCGUUCAAACCGGCCAUACCGACCAGCCUGCUUCAGAGCCUCAUGGUGACGGGGAUCGCAGGAAACCUGGCUGAUCGAGCGGAUGAUGGAGAUGACCUGCAGUCUAUGGUCUAGGAUAGGGAGUGCAUCAGACACCCAAUGGGGGAGGCCUGUUACUGUGCCUACUGUAUGUACACUGGGAACUAAAGUGUGGUGGUCUGUGAGGUAUGUUUCGCAGUGCUCACUGCUCAAAGCCAUCGUUGACAUGACCAUCAUGUUUCCUGCUUUAGACAGAGAAAGGCCAAAACUAUAGCCUACCAUUUUGUGCAGAACUGUGGUGAGCAACAUUUAACCUGUUGAGAAAUGAUCAUCUACAACAACAACUGUGACUGAAUUAUGUCCUGUCGCUUGCUUAAAGGAAAUGGCAUCUUUUUAAAGAAUUCCGAGCUGCCUCUCUGGGUCCAUAGUAGACUACUGUCAGGGUAGGAACCGUAGAGCUUUACGGUCUAAAAUACAUAACUACUGUCCUGGUAGGAACCAAUGAGCUAGUGUGUUGGAAUGGAAGGGUGAGACUGUGAAGUACCGUGUUGGAAUGGAAGGGUGAGGCUGUGAGGAAUUAAAGGGUGAGGCUGUGAAGUAAUCCUGGUGUAGAGACUUCACUAAACUUUGUUGAAUUUAUAGGUUUGGCAAGAAGCCAGCAAAUAUCACUUUAGAUUAGCAUUAAUAUGCAGGACUCUAGGGAGCUCACUAUUCUGACUAAUAGCUUAUAGUGUUAAAGGUCACGUCCAUGCUUAGGGCAGGACCACAUCAUAUUCACACCGUAAAGCACAGAAUUAAUCACGAUUUGUAUGCCUUUUAAUUAAAUAAAAAUGCUAGUCUCUC
Molecule: messenger RNA, 3480 nt
Organism: Coregonus clupeaformis (lake whitefish)
Lineage: Eukaryota; Metazoa; Chordata; Actinopteri; Salmoniformes; Salmonidae
Gene: mtmr12
Product: myotubularin related protein 12
Exons: 16
Coding region: 1-2733 (910 amino acids)
Source: RefSeq, a predicted model, not a curated record